Octodon degus (degu) is the source of this 1516-nucleotide messenger RNA. Its product is annotated as T-cell-specific guanine nucleotide triphosphate-binding protein 1-like. Gene Ontology annotation, cellular component: endoplasmic reticulum membrane. Lineage: Eukaryota; Metazoa; Chordata; Mammalia; Rodentia; Octodontidae. Gene Ontology annotation, molecular function: GTPase activity; GTP binding. Gene Ontology annotation, biological process: defense response; cellular response to interferon-beta. The record is from RefSeq and is a predicted model, not a curated record. The transcript is spliced from 2 exons. The coding region runs from base 161 to 1126 and encodes 321 amino acids.
CCAGGGCAAGGGCUGAAGGGCGAGGCUGUGGACGUGUUUCCUUCUGUCUCACACAGUGAAGUGCAGGAUUGUGGCUUGGCAGACGCUGUCCUCCUGUGCUACAUCCCCUGCUCUUCCUGCCACCAAUCUUUUUGGAUCUGACCUUCCAGAAUUCCUUGCCAUGGAAGCAUUCAUCUCGUCCUUCCUGGAGAAUUUGAAACAAAAGAAUUUUCAGCAGCUGGCUGCUGGCUUCAUAGCUCACUACACUGAGUUGGCCAGUGAGGCUGGAGGCAUUAUCUCUCCGGAAAUGCUCAAGAGAAUUCAAACAGCCCUCACGGAGGGGAAUCUACAGGCUAUGCUGGAUGUGAUUCAAGAAACUCUAAGUACGGCAGAAAAUGCUGCCCUGGAAGUGGCUGUAAUCGGCGAGUCGGGGACUGGCAAAUCCAGCUUCAUCAAUGCUCUGAGAGGGCUUGGCCAUGAGGAGGCAGGGGCAGCUGCCGUUGGGGUUGUGGAGACCACCACGAAGAAAACUCCUUAUCAGCACCCAAAAUACCCCAACGUGACCUUCUGGGACCUGCCAGGAACUGGGACACCCAAAUUCGCCCCAGAAACCUACCUAGAAACAGUGGGAUUUGCUUGCUUUGACUUCUUCAUCAUCAUUUCUGCCACCCGCUUCAGCCUCAACGACGCCCUCCUGGCCCAGAAAAUCAAGGAAAGAGGGAAGAAAUUCUACUUCAUUAGAGCCAAGGUGGAUGCUGAUUUAGAUAAUGAACAGGAAACCAAACCUAGGUCCUUCAGCAGGGAGCGAGUUCUGCAGCAGAUUCAAGACUGUUGCCUGGCCAGCCUCAGCUCCACCGGAGUACCCCAUCCGCGCGUGUUCUUGGUCUCCAAUUUUGACCUAUGUGACUUUGACUUCCCACAUCUGGAGAGCACUCUGCUGGCGGAGCUUCCUGCCCACAAGCGCCAGGCCUUCGCGCUCAUGUUGCCCACGCUGUCGGAUGCUUCCAUUGAGCAGAAGAGAGGUUUCCUCAGGGAGCAGAUGUGGCUGGAGGUUGUCAAGUCGUCGGCUUUGGCUUUCAUCCCCUUUGCGCCCGUCCUCAAAGGCUUUGAUUUGCCUGAACAGGAAGCAUGCCUGAAGGGUUACUGAAGAUACUUUGGUUUAGAUGAUGAGUCCAUUGAAGGGAUUGCCCAGAAGCUAGGCACAUCCGUGCAGGACAUCAAGAGCCACACCCGGUGCUUAGAUUUCUGGUCCCUAGUGAAGGAUGACAGCAUAGCAGCAAAGGCCAUGCGAUGUGGGGAAAGCUUCUGCUCUGUGAAUGGUGGCGUCCCAUCUGUUGUCUUCCAGUUUCUGAAAACCUACUUUCUACGUGGGAAAUUCCUCGAUACGGUGGCCGAUGAUGCUAAGCUCCUCUUGCGUAAGUCUUUAAGUGGUCACAUCUGAGAGAAUGAGGUAGAAGGGUUGUGCCCAGUCUAAUGAACUUGGAAAUGGGCCUCAGGUCUUGUGUGGUCAGGUAGUGUCCUCUGCACUUGUUCUGGG